Oreochromis niloticus (Nile tilapia) is the source of this 2319-nucleotide messenger RNA. Its product is annotated as protein NLRC3-like. Gene Ontology annotation, molecular function: protein binding. The annotation marks the transcript as partial. The transcript has 4 exons. Lineage: Eukaryota; Metazoa; Chordata; Actinopteri; Cichliformes; Cichlidae. The record is from RefSeq and is a predicted model, not a curated record.
CAUAAGAUCAGUCUGAGGAGGAGAUGUGAACGUGUGACUGAAGGAAGUGAUGAAACAGGAAGUAGAACCCUCCUCAACAGGAUCUACACUGAGCUCUACAUCACAGAGGGACAGAGUGAAGAGGUUCAUACCCAACAUGAGGUGAGGCAGCUGGAGACAGCUUCCAAGAUGGACGCCCUCCAUGACACUCCAAUCAGGUGCCAGGACAUCUUUAAAGCCUUUAAAGACCAACAGAGACCCAUCAGAGUGGUUCUGACCAACGGCGUGGCUGGUGUUGGAAAAACCUUCUCAGUGCAGAAGUUCACUCUGGACUGGGCAGAGGGCUUGGAGAACCAACAUGUCAGUGUGGUGGUUCUGCUUUCAUUCAGGGAGCUGAACCUGAUCAGAGAUGAGCAGUACAGUCUUCUGGAGCUGCUCCAUGUUUUCCAUCCAACAUUACAGAAGGUCACAGCAGAGAAGCUGGCUGUCUCUCAGCUUUUGUUCAUCUUUGACGGCCUGGAUGAAAGCAGACUUUCAUUGGAUUUCACCAACAGGAAGCUGCUGUCUGAUGUCACACAGAAGUCAUCAGUCAGCGAGCUGCUGACAAACCUCAUCCAGGGGAAUCUGCUUCCCUCGGCUCUCGUCUGGAUAACUUCCCGACCUGCAGCAGCCAAUCAGAUCCCUCCUACAUGUGUUGACAGGCUAACAGAAGUACGAGGCUUCACUGAUGCCCAGAAGGAGGAGUACUUCAGGAGGAGAUUCAGUGAUGAAGAGCUGUCCAGCAGAAUCAUCUCCCACAUGAAGACAUCCAGGAGCCUCCACAUCAUGUGUAGCAUCCCAGUCUUCUGCUGGAUCACUGCUACAGUUCUGGAGCACAUGUUGACUACAGAGCAGAGAGGAGAGCUGCCCAAGACCCUGACUGACAUGUACUCACACUUCCUGCUGGUUCAGACAAAGAGGAAGAAGAACAAGUACCAUGAGGGACAUGAGACGAGUCCACAGGAGCUGACGGAGGCUGACAGGGAAGUUCUUCUGAAGCUGGGGAGGCUGGCGUUUAAACAUCUGGAGAAAGGAAACAUCAUGUUCUACCAAGAAGACCUGGAGCAGUGUGGUCUGGAUGUGACAGAGGCCUCGGUGUACUCAGGAGUUUGUACAGAGAUCUUCAAAAGAGAGUGUGUGAUCUUCCAGAAACCAGUUUACUGCUUUGUUCAUCUGAGCAUCCAGGAGUUUCUGGCUACAGUCUACAUGUUCCACUGUUACACCAACAGGAAGACAGAGGUGGUGAAUAACUUUCUCAGAGAAAAACGUAUGCCGUUUCGAUCGAGAUUUUCUUCAGUUUUAAAUCACAGUGAUUAUAGAGACAAUUCAUCUCUGGAUGGUUUCCUGGAGAUUGUGAUGAUGAUGUCCCUCCAGAGUAAAAAUGGCCACCUGGACCUGUUUGUUCGCUUCCUUCAUGGCCUCUGUCUGGAGUCCAACCAGAGACGCUUAGGAGGUCUGCUAAGCCAGACAGAGAACAGUCCAGGAACCAUCCAGAACAUCAUCAACAACCUGAAGAAGAUGAACAGGGAUGAAAUCUCUCCUGACAGAAGCAUCAACAUCUUCCACUGUCUGUUGGAGAUGAAUGACCUCUCAUUAUUUCAGGAGAUCCAAGAUUUCCUGAAGUCAGAGAACAGAUCAGAGAAGAGACUCUCUGAGAUCCAGUGCUCAGCUCUGGCCUUCAUGCUGCAGAUGUCAGAGGAGAUUCUGGAUGAGUUGGACCUGCAGAAGUACAACACAUCAGAGCAGGGACGACUGAGACUGAUUUCAGCUGUGAGGAACUGCAGAAAGGCUCGACUGACUCAUUGUGGACUCUCAGAGUCUCACUGUGAAGUUGUGGCCUCAGGUCUGAAGUCCAACCCCUCCCAUCUGACAGAGCUGGACAUGAGUGGGAACAAGCUGGAUGAUUCAGCAAUGAAGCUUCUGUGUGCUGGACUGGACAGUCCAAACUGUCGACUGGAGAUUCUGAGAAUGGAGAGCUGUGGUUUGUCAGAGAUCAGCUGUGAUUAUCUGGCAGCAGCGCUGAAGUCCAACCCCUCUCAGCUGAGAGAUCUUGACCUGAGCUACAACAACAACCUGAAGGAUUCAGGAGUGAAGCAUCUGUGUGGUUUUCUGGAGAGUCCAGGAUGUGGACUUGAAACAUGUGAGGCUCUGUGGCUGCAGAACACUGAAGAAGAGAAAAGAGAGAUGAAGGAUGAAGAUAAAAGGUGGAGACGAAGCAGAAGGUUAGCUCCCAUGAGGAGCUGUGUGGGCGGGGUUCAGGCAGCCCCACCCACAGUGAAGCAGGUGAAGAGUAAUAAAUAA